AUGAGGUCAUCACAUAUUAAGGGCAUCCUCAGUUCGUUUAGUCCGAACCUGGACUUGUUUGCUAUUAGUACUGCCGAUGGCCGAAUAAAGAUAUGGGACACGGUAAAGGGUCAAGUCCAGACUGAGUUUGUAGAUAUUGCUUCAAACGAGACAAGUAUAUUCGGGAAAAAAGAUGAAGGGCACCUUUCAAUGGACUACACAUGUAUGAAGUGGCUACCUUUGGAUAAAAAGAAAAAAAGAAAACUUGGAUGCUCCCUUUUGGUGCUGGGAACUGGUGGUGGUGAUGUUCUUGCAUUGGAUGUCUCUGCUGGUCAAUUGAAGUGGAGGGUUAACAAUUGUCACCCAGGGGGAGUCAGUGCUGUUUCUGCACCUUCAUCCGCCUCAUGUGUUUAUACUGCUGGUGCUGAUGGAAUGGUUUGUGAAAUCGAGUCCAUGUCUGGAAACUUAUUAAACAAGUUUAGCUCUACUUCAAGUGCAAUAUCUUCUCUAGCUAUUUCCCCAGACGGCAAAAUGGUAGCAACUGCAGCAGGUCAAUUGAAGAUUCUCAAUUCGUCAAACCAUAAAAAACUGCAGAAAUUUUCUGGUCAUCCUGUCCCUGUAAAAUGUAUGGUUUUCUCAGAAGAUGGAAAAUAUGUUCUUUCGUCUGCUCAGGGUGAACGAUAUAUUGCAGUGUGGAAAAUUGAUGGCACCAAAACAAAAUCAUCGUCUUUUAUUCUUGCAAUGGACCACCCUGCUGUCUUCUUGGAUACGUGGUGUUCCAAUGACGAAAAUACGGGCCUAUCUGUUCUAGCCGUAUCAGAAAUGGGUGUUUGCUAUUUCUGGCAUGGAAAGACCGUUGACGAGCUUCGUUAUUCAAAACCCACAAAAAUCUAUGUACAAUUUGAUGAUGGGGUUAUAAAGAAAAGCAGAGGGACUAUUCCUAAUGUAUUUGCAGCAAAAUUGCAGAGUGUUUCCUCUACCGCUGGUGGUCACAUAUUUCUUGCCCAUGGUUUUAUCAUAAAACCUUCAUUUGAGAAAGUUGUAGUGCAAUCUGGGACGGAUGUAAAAUUAAAUGUUUCGCAAGAUGGUGCUUUUUUGCCCGUGAGUAAGUCGCACAAAAGUGAAACAGAAUCAGGCAUGCCGAGUCAAGUUACUGCUCUAGAUAGUUCGAGCACUGUGGGGGCUCUACUUCCUGUGCCUAAGAUGUUUGGUCUCAAAGAUGGAAAGGUUGGAGCAACGGCCGUAGGAAGCAAUGAUGAAGGUGAUUUAGAUGAGGCGACUCUCUGCAUGGAGGACCGUCUAAGAUCCUUAGGGAUACUUGGAAAUAUUGAUGAUGCACUUGGUUCAACAAUGGAUUCUAAAUGGUUCAAGGGCAUUGAUCUUGAUUCCUCCACGCCUCAUAAGAAGUUGAAAGCCACUGUCUUGUCUAUGGAAUCUGGUGAUGCACUUACCCAGUUAAAAAGCUUGGUAAAUGUUUGGCAGUCCAGAUCCCACAUUGCCAAGCAUGUUCUUCCAUGGAUAUGUUGCAUAUUAGUUUAUCACGGUGAUUAUAUCAAAUCUGAGGAACCCAAACUCCUCGACUAUUUGUAUAAGGUUGCCAAAUCAAGAGGUUCAGCCAUAAAUUCUUUAUUCCAGUUGUCUGGUCGUCUGCAACUUGUGUCAGCUCAGAUUAACAGGGCCUCAAAUAUCAAACAACCUGUCGUGGAACGAGAUGAGCAAAAGGACGAAAGUGAAGAUGAAGAGGCCGAUGAAGUCGUUUAUGGAAUCGAUGAAGAUUCUCAAACGGGCAGUGAUAGUGAUUAG
Molecule: messenger RNA, 1782 nt
Organism: Striga hermonthica
Lineage: Eukaryota; Viridiplantae; Streptophyta; Magnoliopsida; Lamiales; Orobanchaceae
Source: the annotation of a GenBank genome assembly